Messenger RNA from Papilio xuthus (Asian swallowtail), 10086 nucleotides. RefSeq names its product E3 SUMO-protein ligase RanBP2. Gene Ontology annotation, biological process: intracellular transport. Gene Ontology annotation, cellular component: cytoplasm; nuclear pore. Gene Ontology annotation, molecular function: GTPase activator activity; protein binding. Bases 204 to 8558 code for a protein of 2784 amino acids. Lineage: Eukaryota; Metazoa; Arthropoda; Insecta; Lepidoptera; Papilionidae. The record is from RefSeq and is a predicted model, not a curated record. The transcript is spliced from 12 exons.
CGCGGCUGGACGCGAGACGCGACGAUCGAAUAUAGGUUCCGAUGCUGGCAAUCUUUUAUUUAGUAAAAGAUUCAUGCUGUAACAACUUCUCUAGAAUGAUGAAGGCAAAGUUUGUGACCGUUUGUAGAUUUUGCAUCCACGCUAUUAGUUUUCAUUGAAAUAUCAUUGAUAUAUUUAAACCGUGUCAUUACUAUUGCGCAAAAAUGUAUAGAACUAAAAAGGACGUCGAUAAACACGUGGAAACGUUAACAUCAAAAUUGUCUCUAAAAGAGUUUAACAGCCGUGCAUAUUCGAUCGCUCGGUUAUAUUUCGAUGUAGGGGACUAUGCAAGUUGUGUAAAAUACGUUGAACAAUACCUUACAUGCAAAGAUAAAAAUGCCGCCGCGCAUAAACUACUUGGACAGGCGUUUCAAAAAUCAGGACAAAAAGAAAAAGCUCUUGAGCAAUUCAAAAUUUCACUUGAUAUAGAUCCAACACAAACAAGUACCAUUCUUGACAUUUGCGAGUUGCUUGCUGAUGAUGAUGUUACCAUUGAUCCUGGACGUGCAAAAUAUUGGUGUGAAAAAGCAGAAGCUAUUUUCCCAAGACAUACAACAACUUUUCGACUUAGAGAAAAACUUUUAAGUAAAUUUAACCCAGACCCAGAAGCAUUACUUAAAUUACUAAAAGCAGAGCUUAUGGAAAGGCCAAAGGAAGCACUCCUUCAUGCUCAUUUGCUUAAACACUACCUGAAUUUUAAUCAAAUCAAAGAAGCAUUUGAACACAGUUGUAGUGUAGAAUUUGAUAACAAUUAUUUUUCACUAAACAAUGACUGGUAUGAAAUAAUUUCCCAAGUUUUAAAGAAUUACACUUUUGACACAAAAGAUUGGUUAUACCAAUUACUUUUGCUAACCGUUAAAGAGAGACUAUGUCUCCUAAGUCUUACAGAAAUACCCAGUGGUUCAUCAAAGAGCUUGAUUGAAUGUAAUUAUUUUCUUUUUCAUUAUGACCAAGCAAUAGAAAAUGUUGCUCGUGUUGGUGCACCUAGUGGACAUUCAGAGUUUCACUCUUAUCUUUUGCAACAUCACAAAGGCCAGUUAGCUUUCCACACAGCAACAUUUUUACUUAAAAAGGCAAAAAAAGACCAAAUAAACUGGCGAGAAAGUAUUAGACUAGCAGAUCCCUUAAUGCUAAUUGCUUGGCAAACAGUUCCAAUGGAUUCUAAUGUAAAUUGGCUUCUCCAUGCACCAGAAAAACAAAGAAAGGUAGUUCAACGAUGGUACAUUGAGGGUAGCUAUAGAUGUUCACAGUCUGGGCAUUAUUUACUUUCAAAUUGUCAGGAUAAAAGUCAACUGUUCUUAGAUCAAAUAUCACAACACUGUUCUGGCUCUGAAUGGAAAGAAAAACUAUACAAGAAACUUUAUCCAAUAAGUGAAUUCCAAGCAAAUAUUAAGACUUCUCAUAUUACAUCCAAUUCAUUCCAUGUUCCUGCAAUCAGGUUACCAAGAAGAAGUGAAGUUGAGGCUUAUGAUGACAAUGCUCAAAGAGAAUAUCCAAAUUCCUUACAUCAUAUUGUUUGGAUUUUAGUGAAUUACAAAAAUUUAUCUGAUUUUAAAUGUACUCUUUUUGACAUGUUAAUGCCUACUUUUACAAACAGCGGACCAGAAGCCCUCAGCAAGAUAGAUGUUUAUGCAUUUGCUUACUGCGCUGCAUUGACUGCAAAACAAAAACAUAAUCAAAAAUCAUAUGCUACUGAUGAUAAACCAUGCACUAUACCAGCCAAUAUUACUGAUUUACUUUGUAGUCUUACACAAAUGAAAUGGUGGGAUUGUGCAUAUAAAUUCUGUCAAAAUGAACUAGGUACAGAAUUAACCGAUAUCCGAGCAACAUUAAGUGCUGGAAUUGAAGUAGUAAGGUGUAUAGAUAAUCAUGGUUUAGAUCCGGAGCUUCUAUGCAUUCUUGGUCGGAUUUUUAGUGAGCAAGCUAAGGCAAUAACUGAAGAAGAAAAAAGCAAUAAAUUAGAAAUGAGAGCAUUUCUAUAUUACUCAGCAGCUAUACCACUCUUAAAUCAACUGAAAAACAAUACUAUUGUGAAAGUACCUAAAAAACGUAUCUUUGACUAUACACAUCCAGAACUUGGAUCUAAAGAACUUAACACAUUAAUUGAGGAAUGCAAGCUUUAUGUGGCUCUCAUACAUCUUAGAGAUGGAGAGUUUGAAAAAGUUAUUGAUUUGCUAGCUAAUAUAAAAAGCCCCAAGGCCUUUUAUUAUCUAGGCGAAACAUAUAAAAGAAUUGCUUUAGAUGAAAUAGCAAACUCAAAAGACACAGGAGCUGACCCAAAAUGUAUGUCAUUAUUAAUGAAAUCUAAACAGUUUGCAUAUAAAGCUUUGGACAAAUUAAAGCAAACUGAAGCUUUCAAAAGUACCAACUUAUAUUCUGAAACACAAGAUUUGAUCGAAGACAUAGAGGCUUGUAUAAAUAAAGUUGAUCCAGACUAUUCUACUCAUGUUAACAACACAGAAGGAAAGUAUGUAUCCGACGAAAACAUUUCCUUGAUUACCAAUGAUCAGUUUUCUAUUCGUCCUAACCAUCAUUUUCGCAAUAUUAGUUCUACGCCUAAACAUCAAUCGCAAGCUAACAUUACCAAUUAUCGAUCUGCAAUAGACUCGCAAUUAUUAGAAAACAAUAGGAUAGAUAAUCAGUAUUUAGAAAGAAUUGAAACACACAUAAGAAAUUUGCAAAAAAGAGAUGCAAUGAUUAAUGACUUCAUGGAACAAACCAAAGUAUGGUUUAAAGAAAAUAAUACAAUGGGAAACCAAAUAAUAAACACUAUACAUUUAAAUACAGAAAAUACUACUGAACAAUUUAAACUUCUUAAAAUAUCAUUAGAUCAAGUUAAAGGUCAAAUAGAUGAAUGCAGAAACGAAUGUAAAGAUGUUGUGGAGUUAAAGAAACAAGUAGCUGAGUUAAAGAAAGAAGUAUUUAAGCUGAAGAAAGGAUCUUCUGAUUCAAUGGCAAAUGAUAAUGACUUGUAUAAUUUGGAUGACAAUUAUAGAUCAACUGAGAGCACAUCAACAUUCACACCGCAUAUACCAUUUACACCAUCCCAGGUUAUGCCACCCUUUACGCAACGACUUGUGCCGCCGUUCCCAAUUCCUUCUAAUCCAUACCAUAUGUAUGGGCAAAAUUUAUACAGCUUAUACAAUCAGUAUUCUCAAUUUACCCAGCCACAAUCUGUGCCUGGAGCGCAAUUAUUUGAUCCUACUAGAGGUCAAAUGAACUAUCCUAAUGUGUAUCCAACACCGGAUCAAAUGUAUCUUGAUGCCCAUCUUAUCCCUACUAAUAUGUCGGCUGCAUCUACACUACCAUCUGUGUCGACGAUACCUAUGGUGUCUACAGUACCUGUGUUGUCAGCGACAAUCGUAACAACUUCAGUAUCCAAAGCACCUAUGUCAACAACAGUUCCUACUUUAAAACCAACCCAUUCUGUUGAUGUUAAAGAGCCUUCACGGUCACUACCCGUGAAUGUAGUUAUAACCUCAUCUGAUCCUUUACCUACCAGUGCUGCUAUUCCUGCGCCAGUAUUGAGUGUAACAGUCCCACCCCAGCACAUAAAGGGAAGUCCUCAUAAUUAUCAGAUACCAUUGCCAACUACUACUGAAAGUAAGACUGUAUCACCCCCAAAGCUUGGUUUUAUGCAAGGGUUGAAUAAACAAAUUGUCACUACAAAUUCUUCUACCCUUUGGAAUCCAUCCAUAUUUGCCGAUACUCAAUCUACUAGUCUGUUCAAUAGCUCUUCACAAGACAAUUCCAAUGUAGUCAGCGGUGCUGCGUUUGAUUCAUCGCCUAAUAUUACUCUUAACAAAUCUCGAACAUUAUCAGAAAAAAGUAAUACAUCAGUAGAGAAUUAUGAUCCCUGCCCCGACUUUAAACCAAUCAUACCUUUACCAGCAGAGGUAAAGGUGACAACCGGAGAAGAAGAUGAAGUUGUAAUAUUCAGCGCGAGAGCCAAAUUAUUCAGAUUUGUUGAUAAGCAAUGGAAAGAAAGGGGUCUAGGUGAAAUGAAAUUAUUGCAGCAUAAUAAGACUGGCAAAGUCAGAGUACUAAUGAGAAGAGAACAAAUUCAUAAAAUUUGUGCUAAUCACAUCAUUUUGCCUGAAAUGGAAAUUAAACCAAUGAUGAAUGAGACGAAAGCUUACUUUUGGGUUGCAAACGAUUUUGCCGAAGAAACUGUUAUAUUUGAAAAAUUCUGUAUAAGAUUCAAAACUGCUGAAAUUGCGAAACAGUUUUACGACACAUUUGAAAAGGCUCGACAAGAAGCUAUAACUUCUUCGAAAAGUACCCUACAUGAAAAUCAAAAAGUACUUGAAAAUUUACAGGGUACCAAAGUUGAUUUGGAUCAAAAUAAAACCGUUGUUGGUGGUUUUACAUUUUCGACUACACCAUCUUUUAAAACUAUCAGUAAUGUGACUUCGAGUGAGACACCUACGACCGCACAAACAUCAAAAAGUAAUGUUUUUAGUACAUUGUCAUUUAAACCCAACACCAGCACACAGUUUUCAAACUUGUUUAGUACUACAACAAAACAAAUUGAUUCAGUUGCUCAAAAUCAGCAACAUACCGAAAAAAGUAAUAAAUUGAAUACUUCCGAUACUGUUGAAGAAUUUGAACCUGCAGUUGAUUUCAAACCUGUGGUACCUUUACCCGCUUUAAUUGAUCAAAAAACUGGCGAGGAAGAUGAAAUUAUUUUAUUUGAACACCGUGCAAAAUUAUUACGAUAUGAUUCAUCAGCCAAAGAAUGGAAAGAACGAGGUCUUGGAAAUAUAAAAUUAUUGAUGCACAAAGACAAUAAUCAAAAGAUUCGUCUAUUAAUGAGAAGAGAACAAAUAAUGAAAGUGUGUUGUAAUCAUGCUAUUAGUAAAGAAAUGACUUUCCAGAAAAUGCCAAAUAUGGAUAAAGCCGUAACAUGGUGCGCCAAAGACUUCUCAGAGGGAGAAUUAGUCGCUGAAACUUUCUGUUUGCGAUUCAAAACGGUACAAAUUUGUGAUGAAUUUCUAAAAGCUGUCACAUCAGCACUUUCUAUAAUUGAUGAUUCAAAAGCACCUAAAGAAGGAAAGAAUGAAGAUAAACAAAUUAAUCAAACCAACGGCGAUAAAAUAAACCAACCUCAAAUUGAUACAUCAUCUAGUUGGGGUGAUAAGUUUAAACCUAAAGCUGGCUGUUGGGAAUGUAAAACUUGUUACAUCCAGAAUAAACCAGAUGUAGCAGUAUGUUGCGCUUGUAAUACUCCAAAAGAACCCACAUCAAAUUCCGUUCCCAAACCAGAUUCUAAAACUGAUAAUCAAUAUACCUUUGUUAUGCCCAAGACAAAUAAUGCUCUUUCUGGUUGGGGAGAUAAAUUUAAACCUAAGGAAGGUUCAUGGGAAUGUGAGAUGUGUUUGGUAAGAAACAAUAGCGACGUCACUGAAUGUAGCGCGUGUAACAAACCCAGAUAUCAGAAUGCUGUACCUAAAGAAAACAAAUUAUUUGAUCCGAAUAAAAAAUCAAUAUUUUCAAACAAUGUUUCAAGUCCCAAAUUUACUUUUGGUAUUUCUCAUAAUUUAAAUGAUGAGGCUGUAAAAAGUGAAACAAAUUUGUUUAGCACAAAUACCACACAAAAAUUUACCUUUGGCAUUCCUAGUGUGAUUUCUUUUGGGGACCAAAAGACGAAUACUAACGUGUUCGGUGCAUCGAAGUCAGUUGAAAAAGAACAGCCUUUAAAUUUUUCCAUUAAAAAUAAUGAUCCCAAAGUUUUUUCUGCUUCAAAAACCAAUGAAAAUGAAACAAAUGUCGUAAAAGGUUUUGGAUUUACCUACAAACCUCUGCAAAGUGAAGAUAAAUCUAAAGAUGUUGAGAAAAAUAAAUUUGGAUCUGUAGAAGAAGCAAAACCUAUGUUAAACCCAUUAAGUAUUUCGAAAGCGGUUGGCAAUGUUAAUGAAGAAGAAAAUGGGAUUUCAAUAUUUGGACAAAGGGGCCUGUUGUUCAAGUUCAUUUCUGGUAAUUUGGAAAAAGAUGGAGCUGGCAUAGUCGAAAUAUUCAAGUGUAAAGAGAACAAUAAAUUAAGAAUAGUGCGCCAUGACAAAAAUUCGACUGUUUACAUUAAUCAUAACAUAACGCCAGAAAUUGAAUGCAAGGUAAGAGAUGAAAAAACCUUGCAUUUAACUAUUAACGACUGUAGCGAAGGCGAAUCACGCAUAGAAAACUUUUGCAUUAAGUUUCCAAACCCCGAAAAUGUAGUGAAAUUCAAGACAGCUCUAGACAUUGCUAGAAUUUCUGAAGCCGAAUGCAAUAGUUCUAAGAAGGACACUGACGACGUUGUUUUCGUAAGUGAAAUACAGGCAUCCAAUGAAGACAAGCAAAAAGCUAAAGAGCUUAAACUCCCUGAAAAUUUUUACACUUACAAAAGUAAGCCCCCAUGUCAAGGAUGUCGAGGUUGUAGCGACGAAGAUGUUGCAAGUGAAGCAACAUGUAAUUCUACAACUACAAUGGUAUCUAACACUGCUGUUGGGGCUUCGGGAACCAACAUUUCCACUCCUGUUAAGGGUUCCAAACAAAGUCCAACGAAUUCGUCUUAUGGGACUCCAAACAACUCUAAUGAAACAGCUGAUGUUUCUAUUUUCCGUACUCCCUUAGGAGCGAUUGGUUCCAACAUUGUUAAUACAAGUAGUACAAGCAAAGACAAUAAUCUAACUGACAAGUCUAGCUCUGGUUUAUCUGAACAGAAAUUGACAUUUGGAGCUACAAAUAUUUUUUGUCCUCAGCCAUCAUCAGUUACGAAAAAAUCUAUUUUAGCUCCACCGAAAUUAGAUACAGUUAAAAUUAAUACAUCUUUAGAAAACAAAGAUACAGAAGUUGAUACAAAACCGAUAAACGCAUCUGCAGGAGUAUCUAGUAAUAAAUCAAUAUUUGAUUUGUCAAGUAAUAAGAAGGACAUGUUCCAAAAAAAUACUGAAAUCAAAUCUGUCUUUGGAGAUGAUCAAAAGCCCAUUAACCUCUUCAGUGGAAUGAAUCAAGGAAGUUUAUUUGGUCCAGCUGCUUUAAAGAGUGAUUCUCCAAAAUUGGGCCAGUUUAGUCCUUUCAGUACUCAAGGUCAAACAUUUAGUAGUAUUUUCGGAAAAGUUUCAAAUGAACCUGUGGCAAUUGGCUCCAAACCUAAAGAGAAUAUCAGUCAAAUAGCAGCCGUGGCAGAACCUCAAACAAAAGAGAAUGCUGCAUCUAAAGAUGACAAAGAGAAUACGGUGACAGGACCUUUAAAAAUUGAUAAUGACUUGUCAUUUGCCACAUUAUCUUCAAAUGCCUCUGGAUUUAAUAUUCAACAGAGUGCAGAUUUCAAAUGGGAAGGAGCUGGCCAGCAAUUGUUUACCAGUAAAGUGAAUAAAGAUAGAUCACAAGAUAGUGUAGAGGGUGAUGCUGAAGGGGCCGUCGUAGACGAGUAUGAUCCUCAUUACGAGCCCAUUGUUCCAUUGCCAGCUAAAAUUGUUGUAUCUACAGGCGAAGAAGACGAGGUAAAGCUGUUUGGUGAACGUUGUAAAUUAUUUAGAUAUGACGAAAAAGGUCGAGAGUGGAAAGAGCGUGGCGUCGGCGAGAUCAAAGUACUAUUUCAUCCUAAACAAAUGACUUAUCGCCUCCUACUUCGACGAGAACAGGUACAUAAAUUGGUACUCAACAUGUUGCUGUUCAUGGACCUACAAUUAUUGCCUAUGAAGAACUCAAACCGCGCCUGGACCUGGGCCGGAAUGAACUACGGCGAAGAGAAUGCAGCCGGCGAGCAGGAGAUGUUAGCCGUGAGAUUCAAAACGCCUGUUAUCGCUACUAAUUUCCACGACAAAGUUGUUGAAUGUGUUCGGUCAUUACAAGCCGCGGCAGCGGAGGCGAUAAGAAAAGAAAAAGAAACAGCAGAAGCAAAAGGAAAAUCUGUUCCAUUAGAAGUGACCAACGUCCCUCAGGCUGAGGAUAAGGCAAAGGUGGCAGAGAAUUUGGCUGUUACAAGUAUCCAAGAAGACAAAGAUGCUUCCGCUGCCAGUGAAACUACCAAACAACCUGUCAUGGAGACUAGGCAGGUCCACUUUGAAGAGGUUGAAGAAGGUUAUUGUGUAGAAGAAGACGAAGGAAAUGACUACAGGGAAGAGGAUGAGGAUUACGAGCAUUACCAAAAUGAUGACUCCGAUGAAUACAAUGAGGAAGAAGAAGAUGAAUCAGGGAUAUAUUUUUCAUGUGAAGGUGAAGCAAUAGUAGAAAAAGGCAGCAACCGGGAAAGUUGCGCGCAGGCCAACAUACAAGUGCUGUUCGACCAGAACUUGUAUUCGCCCAAGAUCCUCGUCACUGACAUGAACACUGGCGAAGUGCUCGCCGAUACGCUCAUAUUUAUUGACACCGAAUUCGUGCUCAAUGGUGACUCAUGCUCGUGGUCUGGUAUGGGUGAUGAUGUUAACAAGACUUUCACAAUAAACUUCCCCGACAACGAAACAGCCGUUUAUUUCUACGACAGUUGCGAGACCAGUAAAACUGCUACUUGCUCAUCGAUGGAUAAUGAAUCAUAAAAUGUUAGACAAUUUCCUAAGAAAUAUAAUUAUUAAAAUAUUCAUGAAACCCUAAGUAAAUGAUUGAUAGUGUUCAAUUCUAUUACUUUGUAAAUAGUCAAAGUUACAUAAAAUUUAUUUGUAUCUUGAUUUUAAAUUAUAAUUUAUAACAAUUUUGUGAUGAUUUGACGAAUUAUUUUUUUUAUUAAAGUAUGUCAGUUAUAAAAAUCAUACCAAAAGAGUUUUUGUAACUAUAAAAGUAAUCUAUAAUUAGAACCAGUAAGUUUAAUGAACGUUUCAAUAUUGGAACAUUAAAAUUGAAACAUAUAGAUAUAGUUCCUGACUUAAGUAUGAUUUAUGAAAUGAGAAUGCUAUCAAUCGAAAACUUGACUUGUAUUUAGAUAUAGUUAUAAAAAAGCGCGCGAGCGUGUGCGAAGGCCAAUGUCCGAUUUGUGGUGGUGUGAGUGAUAUAACUGUGAAUGUCCACUAUCGACGCACUUAGAUAAGAAUUUAUUCCUCUCAUUAUCUUUGGAAAAAAAUUAUCAACAAUAUUUUUAAUAAAAGUGCUAAGGUAGUGGAAAUUCACCGUAAGGACUCGAAGUAUUCUUUAUCAUUUUUAGUCGCAUAGACAAUCUUCAUAUAGGACUUCACAACUCGCGCUAUCGCAUUAUUAAAAAUUGUACCAUUUUUUUUAUUUUACCAUCUGGUCAGUAACCAGUAUGGUUUAAGCGGAUGAAAAUUUUGGAGCUGUAUAGUUAUUUUGCUCUAGGUAUACAUUUAGUAAUUAAGGUCAAAAAGCCACUAACAUUUCCAAUUGUGGUCAUAUAAUUUCCCUAUUUUGUUUUAUUUAAUUUUGUUUUUAUUUGCUGUAAUUGUAAGUUAUCAUGUCAUCAAGAGAUCUGAUCAAUAUAAUUGUUUUAUAAUGUUGUUGGUAAUUGUAAAGUUAAUUGCAAGUUUGAAUAAAUAUUGUGAUUAUUAUAAGUGAUAAAAUUGAUCAGGUCUUUUUAUAAUCUAGGUCAUAGCGCGUGCACUGCAUUUGUAGCGACGACAGCUUCAUCUAUUAUUUAUAUAUAUCACUAGAUUCAGUUUAAAACUUACGAAUAUUUGGAAAUAAUUGAUGCAUAUUUCAAUUUGGAUUCUAAACAAUCUAUUUGAAUUGGCUGGUUGAUCAAGUACUUAUUAAAAUACAUAAAAGACAUGUUUUUAAAAACUUCUAAAUCUAUGUUAAAAUUACCAGAAUUUUAUUUCAACUUGUAGUGGGUAUUUUCAAACUACUACUAGUACUUGUACUGUAAUAUCUUCUCUGAUUCUAUUUCAUCUGCUUUUUUCUAGUGUUGUUCAUUACGAAUAUGUUAGGUCAUUUAAAAUAAUUCUCACAUUUAGAAUGAGAAAGGGAUGAUUGCUCGUUCGAUAUUUUUUAUAAAUCUGUUAUUGUUCUCUAAUUUAUGGAAUGUAUUAAAUUAUUGACAGAAAUAAAGAGUAUUUCCGUUUCUCAUUUAAUUUGUGCAAGUUUGUGAACAAUUUUAAUCAAGUAACAGAAUAAAUAAUU